Fraxinus pennsylvanica is the source of this 453-nucleotide messenger RNA. The record is from the annotation of a GenBank genome assembly. NCBI's taxonomy places the organism in Eukaryota, Viridiplantae, Streptophyta, Magnoliopsida, Lamiales, Oleaceae.
AUGGUUGUUUUCCUAUUGAAGUUCAUUUUCUUCAUUGUGAACACCAUAUCGAAUCUAAUAUUGCGCUUGAUUUUCAGUACAACGGCUCAUGUUCUCGUGCAGUUGAUCCAAGCAUUCAAAGUUCCUGGGGAAUGCACCCAAAACGCGCUAGAACAAGUUAGAAACGUAGUCCGAGGUUGUCUUGAAUAUAUAGUGGAUCUUGCAAUAGAUGUAACGACUAGUUUCAUCUCUUUUCUAUUCGACCUUCUUAAAGAAGGCAUAUCAAGUUCUUCCGUUGCAACUGUCUCGGCAGUCACCGAAUUGAUGGAAAAUACCAAGACUUCCCUUGAUGGUCUGUUGAAAGAGGUGCCUGAGAUUUUGGAGGCUUUCACAGAGAUGGUAACAACAAUUGUGACAGAUUUAUUGAACAACUGUAACGAUGCUAUAGGAUAUGUGACUGAGAAUAUUGCUUGA